GCAUCAGUGUAACAGUGCGUUUUCGCUGCCAGUGUAUGUAUGUGUACAUAUAUAGGCUUUAAUCUUUAAGUUCACCGUUGCAUGUCGCGGGACAGUAAUCGUGAGACACGGCCGUGAGCGUCAACGAUUGUUGUCCGUAUUCGCGCUUCUUUGUAACCGAUUUUGUGAAGUAAUUUCGUGUGAUCGCUGACAAUGAGCGCCGAGGAGGAAGUGCUACGUAUACAAAAGAAGCUCAACAAGAUGUCGAGUGGUGACGGGACGGUGAGUAAUAAGGCCAAGAACAGGCUUUGGAACUGCUCAAGAUACUUCAGAAGUUGCCUGUCGACUUGGAACUUUUGACUAAGACACGUAUUGGAAUGACUGUGAAUGCCUUGAGAAAAUCCAGCAGGGAUGAGGAAGUUAUUUCUUUGUCAAAAACUCUCAUUAAAAAUUGGAAAAAAUUCUUAUCUGGAUCGAAUAAAGAGAAAGAUUCAAUAUCAUCGAGUUCAAAAAAGAAGGAUGAAAAACCAGACAAAGCGAAGGAAGAAAACGAUCAGAAGAAGGAGAAAGAUAUGACAGAUGCAACCGAUGCAAAAGUGAAAGAAGAGAAACCUGUUAAAGACUUUCAAAGGAAACAGGCGUCUUUCCCUGCUCCUACCACAACAGAUGCAGUCAGAUUAAAAUGCAGAGAACUGUUAGCGGCAGCUUUACGUGUUGAUGGGAAAGUCAUCGAUGGAUGUGCCAGUCCCGAAGAGUUAGCAGAAGAAUUGGAAGAAGCAAUCUAUGCAGAAUUUAAAAAUACUGACAACAGAUACAAAAAUAGGGUACGCAGCAGAGUCGCUAAUUUGCGCGACGUAAAGAAUCCCAAUUUACGAACAAAUUUCCUGGUAGGUGCGAUUACACCCGCCAGAUUAGCAGUCAUGACGGCGGAGGAAAUGGCAAGUGACGAGAUAAAGCAACUGCGUGAACAAUUCAAAAAAGAAGCCAUCAAUGAUGCCCAACUCGCUACCGUGCAGGGUACUAAGACCGACUUGCUCAAAUGCGGCAAAUGCAAGAAACGCAAUUGCACAUACAAUCAGGUGCAGACACGUUCAGCUGACGAACCGAUGACUACCUUCGUGUUGUGUAACGAAUGUGGAAAUCGAUGGAAAUUCUGCUAAACUAUUUCUUGAUUCAUGCUGUGACAAAAAGUAUCUCUCAAUUAUCAUUCAUUUAGAAUCUACUACUUAUAAGUUCAAUUUAAUAUCAAGAUGUAUACUUGUGGUUUCGAUUAUUAUAUUGUAAAAAAAACUUUUCUCUUUAAUCAAUCGAAUAUACAACUUUUGAAUUUCGUAAUUUUUGCAUUUUUUAAAUCAUCGCUCACUUGUAAAGAAAUCAUGAUAAUUUUUAAUUGAAAUAACUCUACUAUAAAUAUUUUAUAUCUAUUAGAGAUUGCAUGGAAUAAAUUUUCUAGUUUCUUUGGAUUAUCUGAAAAAUUUUUUGAUUGAAUAACUAAAUUAUGCAGACUAUGAACAAAGUGUACAUUGAUUCAAUUAACAUAGUGACAUUUUCGAAAAGUAUGUUUUUAUAUCACUGUAUAUAUUCAAACUAUUAGAUCUCCAUUAAAACAGAAAUCUGAAUGCCUCCUACAGAAGGAAGUAUUUAAUAAAUAUAUUUCUUAAAAUUCGUAAACGACAUUUUAAUCGAUGCGCUUUUACUCGAAUUGCGAUUGCAAUUCAUGCUAUGCAAUUUUGACUGUAAUUCAAUUCAUUUUAAGUUUUCAAUUAUGCGUGUGAUAAAUAAUUACUUUGUCACUGUGCUGGAAUUCAGAUAUCUAGAGCUACAAAUUGUGUCUAUAAGUCUGAAAUAUAGAUAGCUACAAUAUUAUCGUGUUCAAAAUUUUCUUCUAAUUACCUUUCUACAUAAUGUUCGACAAUUACUGCAAACUUAAGGAUGUAUCAUACGUGUAAUAAACUACAAAUUGAAAUAAUAAAUUAAAAUUAGACUAGAAAAA
Monomorium pharaonis (pharaoh ant) is the source of this 1972-nucleotide messenger RNA. It is a transcript of the gene TfIIS, whose product is annotated as transcription elongation factor S-II. Gene Ontology annotation, molecular function: zinc ion binding; nucleic acid binding. The transcript is spliced from 4 exons. Bases 357 to 1139 code for a protein of 260 amino acids. Gene Ontology annotation, cellular component: nucleus. The record is from RefSeq and is a predicted model, not a curated record. NCBI's taxonomy places the organism in Eukaryota, Metazoa, Arthropoda, Insecta, Hymenoptera, Formicidae. Gene Ontology annotation, biological process: DNA-templated transcription; transcription elongation by RNA polymerase II.